Molecule: messenger RNA, 6080 nt
Organism: Chrysemys picta bellii (western painted turtle)
Lineage: Eukaryota; Metazoa; Chordata; Testudines; Emydidae
Source: RefSeq, a predicted model, not a curated record
GUAUAAGUUUUAAACUAUUUUAAACAACUGAUUUAAUACUGUACUCAGCAAUGAUGAUUGUGAAGCUUGGUUGAGGUGGUGGAGUCAGAAGGUGAAAGAGGGUGGAUCGUCCGGCUGCUCCUCUUGCUGUUCUUUCCAAAGUGCCAGAGGUGCUCAACUCCCAGCUCUGCCACAGGCCUGCCCCCACUCCACCCUUCCCCCAAGGCCCCACCCCGCCCCGCCUCUUCCUGCCACUGCUCCACCCCUCCCCCCAAGCGCGCCGAGUCCUCCUCCCCUUGCCCCCCAGCCUCCUGAACACUGCAAAACAGCUGAUCAAUUAUGUUUUCAUAAUUGCUGCAGGCAGGAGGCGCGGGAAGAGAGGGGACAGGCUGUACGCCACAUCCUCGCUCCUCCCCCCCUCCAGAGUCUCCCCUCCCCAGGAGCCUCCUGAACGCCACGAAAAAGCUGACUGCUACGGGCGGGAGGCACGGAGAGGGAAGGGGGAGUUGCGGAUCUGCGGGGCUGCCAGUGGGUGGGAGGCGACUGGGGGGGGGGGGCUGGAGGGGAGUUGAUAGGGGUGCCGGCCCACCCUGGUUCCAAGCCCCCAUGGCUAAACAGCAUUAUAAGCAAACAUUGUGCAACUUUAAAUGAGUAUGUUCUCUAAUCGAUCAGCAACGUAACAAUGAAACAACGUUAACCAGGACAACAUUAAGUGAGGAGCUGCUGUAUAUACAAGAAACCCAUAGCUCACCCUUACCUCCACAGAUCCCUCCCAGACGCACCAAAAAAUCUGUUAUCUGCAGCCAGGUCUUCAGAAACCACAGAAUUUCCUCCAAAGAGAAAGUCCAGGAUACACACCUAAACACAUUUAAAACUGCCUUCACUAAACAAGGACACUUCAUCAAAGAAGUAGAUUUCACUAUGGAAUGGGCCACCCAAAUACCUUGGAGAACCUACUUCCAUAUAGGGAAAGAACCAAAACAAAAAACCUCUGAGCCCACACUGGAAUCCAUACAAGGCAUCUCGAAACAACUACAGCCCAUAUUUGAUGGGGACCCCACCCUGAAAGAAAUCUUUCCUGAACACUCUCUUCUGGCCUAAACAGCGGCAAGCUUGCCAAGCUCAUUGUCAGAAGCAAGCUCACCACAGACCAGAACCAACCAACUCAAAGCAGCAUCAGACCCUCACAGAACAAUGAAUGCAAAACCUGCAGACAUAUCUCCGCUGCUGUGAUGAUCAGCAUCAGCCACAACGUACCUUUUAAGAUUCAUGGGCCCUAUAUAUGCCUGUCACAAUGUCAUGUACCUCAUCCAGUGCAUCAAAUGCCCCAAUAACAACUAUGUGGGUGAAAUCAGUCAAUCACUAUGCUUUCGAAUGAACUCUCACAGAAAAUGAUAAAAGUCAAAAAAAAAAAACAUAUCACCCAGGGUGAACAUUUCUCACAAAGUGAUCACUCCAUAUUUGCUCUUUCAAUAGUCAUCUUCAAAGAAAUCCACACAACACCUUCAAAAGGUGAGGCUGGGAACUUAAAUUCAUAACUUUGCUACACACCAAUCACCAUUGACUCAACAGGGACUCUUGUUUUAUGGUUCAUUACAACAAUUUGUAAUGUAUCAGACUGCCUGCUACCCUUAAUUGCCCACUUCAAACCCCUUAUGCAUAACAAUCUAAUCUGUAAUUGUCCACUUCUUUUCAACUGGCCUCCAACAUGUGUUAUCCCUUAUGCUUAACAGUCUGUGUCCCACCUUGUAUUUAGGUCAAACACCCUGAUUUCCUUCCCCAGAUCUGAAGAAGAACUCGGUGUAGCUCAAAAGCUUAUACCUUCCAUCAGCAGAAGUUGGUCCAAUAAAAGAUAUUACCUCACCUACCUUGUCUCUCUGUAAACCACUUUGAAAUCUUCAGAUGGAAGGUGUUAUAGAAGAGCAAAUAUUAUUAAUUAAUACAUUAUUGUAUUGCUUUAAAAUCCUGCUUCUUUUCUCACGUAGACAGUUUAAAAAUGAUCUUAAAACUAAUCCUAAACGAGUGAAACUUGGCACAUCUGCUCAUCGGGGUUGAAUUAGAUACAAAAGCGGAACUUGAUGGAUUCUGAGGGUUUUUUUUUUAUUAUACCUCACAUUGCUCUCUUGGAGAGCAAAGUUUGAAAGGCCAGUGGUGGUAGCAGCAGAACAUAGCAGUGAGUCUCUGGGUUCUGUUGCUGCAGGAUAUGUGACUGGGCAGCUGGCCCAUCUCCUUGAAGAUCCUUACAAGGUGGAUUUGGCAGAAGUGAGGAGGGAGCAGACAGACAUUCCUAACCCUGCUUCCCCCAUCCCCUAAGAAACAGUAAUGAAGGGAAUGGGCCAGCUGGACACUCCUUGAACAUCUUGCAGGGAAGUAGCCAGAAGACAUCACUGGAUUGAAUAGCAAGGAGAUACACUGCCUUUAAAAGUCUUCCUCAUAAAGGCUAACUAAAAGAUACAGGGAGGCCCACAUCUAUUGGGGAUAUAGGGAGCCAUGGGUAGCUCUUGAUUUGGACUGAAUGGUAUACAUUUUUAGGGGAUCUAAACAUCACCCAAAGAGCUACAUCCCUAAAUAUCCAAAUAAAAACUGCAAUACUGUUGAUAGAUUUAAGCAUAAUAGACAAAGGGAGGGAUUUCCAAAAGCAAGAGAUUUAGGAGCACAAGUUCUAUUGAAAGUCAGUGGGAUUUGUGCUCCUAAGUGACUUAGGAAUUUUUGAAACUCCUACCCUAAGUAUAAAAAUGAGUCUUUAAAGCUUACAAUAAAAUGCUUCAAAUGCAGUGGGAUAUGUAUCCAUGACAGAUGUAUCAAAUACAUUAAUAUAGGAAGCCUGACUUAAGUGACCACUCAGCACACCAGCACAAAUUCAUUGCCUAACAAAGAGGUCUAGAAUCAACUCAGAUUUUACAGGAAGCCUCUGGAAUAUUUAAAAUAUCAUAUCUUAUUUUCAAUGGUGUCUUUAAUAAAAAUGUAUCUGUAGAGGAGAAGGCACUUGCACCUACAGCAAUGAAACGGCAUAAAGGAAUGGGGGGGGGAGCACUCUCCUGCCUAUCUGUUCUCUCUUUCUGCACAGAGAAAUUAAUAAAGUACUUAAUUUUAACAAGGGAAAUUGAACUUCCCUUGCCUCCCCUCAGGAUGAGCCUUGAUCACUUUUGAUUUACAUACAGUCUAUUUUUUCCACAUAUCUUUGCCCAGAUUUUGUUUAUCAGGAUAUAAAAUAUAAUUCUAAGUACACUUCUGAUAUUUGUAUUUACACAUUUUCUCAGUUUUUUCAUUCUUCAUGACUAGGACAUUUUAUCUGAAGCAGUUAUGAACUCUCUGUCUAGCCAGAUGGUGCCUUUGUUCCUGUCUAAACUUCAGUAGAAACUGGAAAAACCUGUUGAUUUUUUUUUUAUACCUUUCCUAUUGGCAAAAGAGAUGUAGAGAAGGUGGUGCCUUGCCUUCAGCUGUGAUGUCACUUUACAUAACCACAGCCUUCUUUGUCCAUUAUUCCAGAGGCUUUCACUGGCCUCUGAGUUGUGAAGGCUUUGAUAGUUGUUUCAAUAAAUUUCAUUUGUUAUUUAUGGAACAGUUUUGUGUGAUCGCUUUAUUUUUCUUCAACCAAUCCAGAGAAACAGUGAUUUGUACGUGGCUCUGUUCCAGCCUUUAAACUAACAUCUUAUAGAUCUCACAAGGAGCGUACUGUUGACAGUUAAGUUUUGUUGUGCCAUGCAGUUUGUUUGCACAUAGGAAAUAACUUAGAAGUUUUGCAGUGAUUCUAGAGUGUUAUGACAGUGUUGGGUAAAUCAAGAUCUGUAACACACACCAACUCAGGAGCAACAAUUUAAUGCAAAACUAGUGAAGGUGUGAAGAAGCUACUAUUUCCAUAUCUCUUCCUUUUUCUCUCUUGUUUUGCAUUGGUAUCAGAACAAGUAAAGUAAAAAUGGCUCAGCUGUGUGAAAAGUGUGUGAAGUUGCUUCAGGACUUUGUGUCCCUUGUGAAGAGGAUGUCCUCAAGUCUGAUACAGAACAUUAAGGAGUAUUUGAUUCUGAUAAGUGAAUGCUCUUGCCUAAAACGAAAGACCUCUGAAGCCAGACAGCUAUACAAACCUGUCCUUCUGCCACACGAAAAGGAGAUGGCGCGAGAGUUUCUACAGCACAUUGAAACAGGUUUUGAAAUGUCACCAUUUGGAAAGGACUCCCUGGAAGCUCUGAGGACCUUAGCAUUUUCAGAAAACCCUGGUUUACAGCAGUCUGCGGCUCUGUAUUACUUGCAUAUGAGUCAGCACUUGAGCACCCAUCUGCCUGCUGAGCAUUUGGAAUCCUAUUAUGCUUUACUGCAGUCCAGUGACAUGGAGGUUCAGCAGAUAUCUUCCUUGUCCCUCGUAAAUUUUUUGCUGGAAGGAAACAUAAACAAAGAACAAGUUGUCCAAAUGGGUUUACUUGAGCCAAUUCUGGAGCUGCUCGAGUCAGGGGACUCCACUGUCCAGUGCAACUCCUGUGCCUGCAUAAUGACUUUGGCUGUCUCAGAGUCCAACCGAGAGGCCAUCGGCUCAGCGGGAGUUAUACCCUUGCUGGCACUUGCCAACUCCUAUGAUCCUAGAGUCCAACAAAAUGCAGUUGGAGCUAUUCUCAACCUCACACGAUCAGAGCGGAUCCAGCAAGUCCUGUGCAGGGAAGGAGCCCUCCCUGUCCUCAUCCUAAUGUUAGAAUCUCCCGACUCAGAAGUACAGUAUUAUAGUUGUGCAGCUUUAAGCAAUGUGGCAGCCAACUCUCAGUACCACGAAGCCAUGUUGCGAGUUGGGGAUCAAUUCCUUCUGCGGACACUCAUUUCUCUCCUGUCUUCAUCUGUGGACAAGGUUUCAAGCCAAGCAUGUGUUUGUCUGAGGAACUUGGCCACAAGUGUGAACAUUCAGGCUGACAUCAUUGCUAUGGACAUCCUGCCCAAGCUGCUGUAUCUCCUUGCAUCUAGCAAUUCAGAUGUUCAACAAGCUUCUAUUGGACUCCUCUGGAUAUUAUCCCAACACCCAGCCAACCAGGACGCUCUGAUGCAUGGAGAGGUGCUGCAGAACCUGGGGAUGCUAUUGUUAACUCACCCAACGGACCCAGGCAUUGUUGGUCACACUGCCUGUAUCAUCAAAAAUCUGAGCCUUUGCAAAACCACACAGGGAAUCAUUGAAAGUCCAUGUGUGGAAGGACUCCUCCAGGCUAUCCUGUCUACUGAAAUUCAAGAAGAAUCUCUUCAUUACGUGACAUGUUCUCUUGGUGAGCUGGCAACGCAUGAAGGUGCCACAUUACAUUUGCUAGAAUUGAUGAAUGAACCCCUGAUAAAGCGCCUAGUGAGAUUGGCUGGGCAACGGGAACAUACAGAGCCAUCAUUUCAAGCUGCCUCCAUUGUCCGACGCAUGAUAUGUCAUGAUAAAGUGAUGUCUCUGCUGAAAUGCCACCUGGAGGAAGUCCAGCGCUACCUCAUGAAUUUUCUCAGCCACCAAGAGAUUCGCUUUCAGCAGCUGGGUAUUUCUACGCUGGGAAAAUUACUGGAAGAUCCAGAAUUUUCAUCUGCAUUCAGCCAGAGUCAAUUGAUGGAGUAUCUUGAGCAAGUCCGUCAACAGACAGAAGAAACUCAGGAGCUCCUUAAAAUGGCUACCAGCCAUAAAGGCAGUUAACAUUUUAUUUACUCACCUCAUGAAAUGCUAUUCCAGCCUGCAGCCUGAUCCCUCAGAAAGGGUUAACUUUUUUUUUUUUUUAAUUACUUCUCAUAGCCAAUAUUUUCCUACCACUUGCAGUUCCACCCAACACAUAAUGACCCAUUGGAAUCACAUACUUUAUAGGGCCUUAAUGUUUUGAUAACGGAGUACGGUCUAGAAAAAGGUGUGAAAAAACAUGUCAACUUACUCUAUUAAAAUGUUUAAUGGCUACAGCUAUAUUCCUGCCAUGUACAUGGCUGAUAAAAUACAUGCAAAGUUUAGCCAAUAUUGGGUAUCUUUUUGAACACACAGUAAGCACUGUGUGUGUGUGUGAGGUUUUAUUUAUGUAAAAAACAGGUUUUAUUAAACACACAUUCUUCCCAACACAUUUGUAUAUGCAAACUAUGCUGUGCUCUUUGAUAUUAACAAUAUUCUAUUACCA